AUGGUCGAAUUUAGCAUCAGGGAAUCGAUGGUCGUACUGUACGUACAGAAUUUGUGCCCACAAGUGUUGAUACUGCGCGAGAUCUAUCUAUACUACGAAAAGCACAUGCGUGUCUCCUUGUUCGAUGGCGUUCUACGCAUGGUACCCGGCUACGAAUAUGUGAUAGAAAGGGAGAUUCACGAAAAGGAGGAUCGUUCGUACCAUGUGGUGCUGCUGUGUCAGGUAAUUGGCACCAACUUUAAGUUGCGUGAAACGGUACUUAUUCAUCUGCUGUCACCGCGAAUUCCUCGUGGCCUUCCAAUGGCGAUGAAAAAAUUGCCCAUGUUUGAGAUACCGGACUAUGUGCAGGAUGUUUACAAGAACGACUUUCUCGCGAUUCAACACUACAACCGUAAUUCUACCCUUUGGUUAGAACGGUUUAAGAAGUACCGAAGUGAAAAGCUCAACUCGAAGAACUACGUAGAAUAUUUGCGUAUGCUGAACCAGAUCGACGAACUCCAUCGCGAUCAUCAGAUGCAGCGGUACACGAUCGAGAGUGCAAAUCUGAAGGAAACGCUGCCAAACGAGUACAUGCUCUCUAUCGAACAGUUUAACGUGCCUCCGGUUCUGCUCGAUGUUGGAUCCCACGUACAUGUUUACAGUGAAGCGAACAAAUCUAUACUGACGCGCGGAAUGAUUAUCGAUCGUAGUUCCUGCUUUAUCAUCAAAACUGAUGUUCCACUAAGAAAGUUACGCUCGUUGCGGCUCGUAUUUCCAUUAAAUCGGACGCAAUAUAUAAUGGAACACAUGGCUUUAAAUUAUGUUUGUCACCUCGAUCUAAACAGUGUGCUUUUCCCCGAACCGCAAGCCGAAAAAUCGACCAAAGCCAUAAAAAAAGCGUUCAAAGAAGAGCACAUUACUAAGUUCAAAUGGUUUCAAGAUUGCAUUGCCACCAACGAGCAGCAGAAACAGGCUAUCAAAAAUAUCAUCAACCGAACGGCAUAUCCGGCUCCCUACAUCCUGUUCGGGCCACCCGGCACCGGCAAAACAUGCACCAUUGUUGAAGCGGUGCUGCAGAUAUGGAAAUUGCGAAAAAAAUCCCGCAUCCUUGUGACGGCAACGUCGAACUUUGCUUGCAACGAACUGACGAAACGGUUGCUAAAAUAUGUGCCACGUACGGACAUUUUUCGCUAUUUUUCUCUCACCACGGAGCGGGAUAUUCACGAGAUAGAUUUAAAAGUGAUAGAGGUGUCAAACAUGCAUUACGGUGAGUACGAAACACCGUCGGCGGAGGACUUUACCCAUACGCGCAUCCUCGUCUGCACGGUGAUGAUUAGCGCGCGUUUGUUGCAGCUAAAUGUGGGCCGCAGUAUGUACGACUACAUCUUCAUCGACGAGUGCGGUAGCUGCAAGGAACUGUCCGCACUCGUACCAAUCGCAUGCGUUGGCACGGAUACUGCUAAAGGAAAGCUGCACGCUAGUGUCGUGCUUGCUGGCGAUCCGAAGCAACUCGGACCGGUCACGCUCAUGCCAUACUUGCGAGGCACUCCACACGACGUGUCGCUGCUGGAGCGGCUAAUGAAUCUGCCACUGUAUCAAAAAGACUUGAACAACAACGACUACAACCCGGACAUGGUGACGAAGCUCCUGGAUAACUACCGUUCGCAUGGUGCAUUGUUCCAAUUCUCCAACCAACAGUUUUACGACGGUGAACUGCGUGCUAAAGGAUCGCCCGCCAUUAUUAACUGGGCCGUAAAAUGGCAGCAACUGCCGAAUCGAGAUUUCCCCAUGAUUUUUCACACUGUGAUCGGCUAUAUGCAGCAAGAUUCCAUCACGCUCAGCUAUUGGAACGCUCAGGAAGCGACUAAGGUGUACGAGUACGUGCAGCUGCUGUUGAAGGAAGAAAUUAAUGGUCGUAUGCUGCAACAGGAAGACAUUGGUAUCGUGACGCCCUACUCUAAACAGGUGGAGUUUAUCAAGAACGGCCUUACGGUGCUUGGUUUGGAUAGCAUUGAGGUAGGUUCGGUAGAUCAGUUCCAGGGACGCGAGAAACCAGUGAUCAUAAUAUCAACCGUACGUUCGAAUCGCACAUCGGUCGGAUUUUUAGCCGACGUUAGACGGCUAAACGUGGCGUUGACUCGUGCCCAAGCACUAACGAUCAUCAUCGGUAAUGCUAAGAUUUUGAUGAAGAACCGCACGUGGUACGAAUUUUUGAAACUACUUAAAGCUAAUAAGGCGAUCGCGGGUAAGAUGUUCUACUGUGACAAAACUUUUUCGACACGAAAGAUGAUGGAUGAAGUAGAACUGGCUAAUGGAUGGAAUUUCGCCUGA
Anopheles maculipalpis is the source of this 2310-nucleotide messenger RNA. RefSeq names its product putative helicase MOV-10. The record is from RefSeq and is a predicted model, not a curated record. Gene Ontology annotation, cellular component: P granule; cytosol. Gene Ontology annotation, biological process: regulatory ncRNA-mediated post-transcriptional gene silencing. The coding region runs from base 1 to 2310 and encodes 769 amino acids. The transcript is spliced from 4 exons. Gene Ontology annotation, molecular function: 5'-3' RNA helicase activity; RNA binding. Lineage: Eukaryota; Metazoa; Arthropoda; Insecta; Diptera; Culicidae.